This is a messenger RNA of Bombyx mandarina (wild silkworm), 661 nucleotides long. RefSeq lists its product as uncharacterized. Gene Ontology annotation, biological process: cytoskeleton-dependent cytokinesis. Gene Ontology annotation, cellular component: dynactin complex. Lineage: Eukaryota; Metazoa; Arthropoda; Insecta; Lepidoptera; Bombycidae. The record is from RefSeq and is a predicted model, not a curated record.
AUGGAUCCUAUAGCAGUUUUACAAAGUAGAAUUGAACAACUAGAAGCUAAAUUAGGUUUGUCUCCAGAAAUAUCUAUGGAUGGUCAGCAAGGUGACUCUGUUACUGCGAAUCUUUUAAGCACUGCACAAGCCAUCAAUAAUGCAACGGCAGGACACGAAAAGCUUCAUGAAGCUAUGCAAAUGGCCUCAGAGUUGAACAACUAUAGUGAUCCGAAUUUCGUUGAAAAUUUGCAGAAGAAUGAUUUACAUAAACAAGAAGUACUUGCAGCUGAACCAGUGAUCAGACAUCACUGUCGCUGUAUGCAGCAAUGUAAACAGGCAACACCAGUUCUGGAGUCGGAGGCCAUACAAAAAGCUGCUCAAAUGCAGCCCACUGUAGACAAGAUGCACGCUGCAGCUGCAGAAGUAAAGGCGGAAGCUGAUGCAGUAUCGCAUGGAAUUCAGCAACUAGCCGAAACUUGCGGAUCGGCCGCCAAUGAUUCAUCUCAGCAGUUGGCUAAUGUUGCUCAAAUGGUGGAGAAAGUUGAAACAAAAAUGUUUCCUAAACGAAGGAAUGGUCUUGAUUGAAAAAGCUUUAAAUUUAUAACAGAGAUAUAUUUAAUACAUCCGAGGUGCUAGCACCAAUGCUUAAAUUUUACUAAUAAAAACAAUGGUACUUUUA